AUGAGUUGGGACCAACCGACAUACAGCUUUGGGAAUCCAAACGCCCAACCACCGACCCCCACGAAGACUCCGAUAUCCCCCCAUUUCCCCAGCCCAACUUUCCAGACACCAAGGAAUAAUAAUACAAGUUUCGAGGACCGUAGUGGUUGGACCCCUCAGUUUGCAGAGGAAUAUUCUGUCUUCAACUCCACCCCAGGACGAUUGACUAGCGCCCAACAUCACUCCUUCGUCGACGUCUCGACACCUCGCCCCUUGAUCGUCAACGGCCAGAAGCUGCCCUUAUCGAACCCAGCGGAUCUCUCAGCUGAAUUCGGAACUGAUGCCCACCAGCUGUCGCCGCACCCCAACGUACAAGGAGCGUCUCCAUCGAAUGAACUACCACCAUCUCCAAGACCAUAUUCAGCCAACUAUAACCGAUUCGAUGACAGCUCAAGGAAGAAGGUGACCCCGAGAAAGCCAAAGAAGCGCUUGGAUGAAGCUUUUAGUGGACAAACAGCUACUCCUCCUCCAACGGCAUCGAAGGGGUCCAGGAAACUUGCACCCAAGAUUCAGACCAAUACGAUGCAAAAUGAGUCUCAAGACGGCCACUAUGGCUCUUCACAAACCCCAACUCAGGCCAGCAUGAUGGCUUUUGCUUCGUCAUCGACGGAGAUGUUCAAUUACCCUAUGUCAGCUCCAGCCACCGCGGCAGCAUUUGGUGGCACGAAACCGUUCUGGGACACUGACACUAGUAUGAACGGCAUGGAUAUCGAUUUUGCGGCUGACGACGCAAUGUUCAAUACCGGAGGCCACCGGAUCAGCAAUUCUCUAGAUUGGGGACGAAGUAAUCAAAUAUUUCAAGAUUCCGUGAACAUGUCGUCAAAUCACCCAAAGCAGGUUUCCUCCAAGCGCCAACGACCCCUUGCUCCAAAAAUCUCCAUGCCGGGUGGGGAUAUACCGAUUUCUAUGGCCCCGUUCGAUUUCCAUAACACAAGCGCCGCCGAUGAUCCGUUCUCGGCUGGUCCUCUAGAUGGUGCGGUAGACCCGGGUCUCCUGUAUAGCCGAAGCAAUUCCAUUAGCAUGCCUUCUGCCUUUGAGGAUGCUACGCUACCGCCGCCCCGUCCUGCCACAAGCCAUGCUCUCGAGCCUUACCAACAUCAAUUAAGGGAAGCAUCCAGAGACCAGGAAGAGCUUCGUAGAUCUCGCAGCUACCGAGAUGGCGGCAAAUCCCGCCUAUAUGAUAGAGGGACCGUAAGCUCGCCGGUGAAGGGAUCAGCACGACCUGGGCUAUACCGCAGUGUUAGUGAGGUUAGGGGCAAAAGAAUUCAGGAUCGACCAAGGUCUCGAACAGGUCGAAUCUCUCCUGUAAAGCAACAGCGACCCCCGAGUCUUUCCUCAAUCCCCGAACUACCCCCACCGAGAGCUCGAACAGAGGUAAGGUUCACCAUAGAUUCCAAAGGCAGGGCCAGAACGGAGACUGUGAUAAUACAAGACAAGCCGCCGAGGUCCAGAGGUGGGCGGUCAACAUCGAAUGAAAAUUGGGAAUCGACUUCGACCGAAUCUUCUAGCGACGAUGAACCUAUUAUAGUACCAAGCCGAAACACCUCUUUCACGUUGCCCCCGCAAGGGAAAGGGCCAAAGCUCGCCACAUUCGAGACAUCCUUCCGCGGUGCGGAUGUGAGGAGACGUAGUACUAGCGGCUAUAGCCAGUCCGAGUCGUCAAGCCAACAGUCGUUACAAUUCGAGAGCGUAGAAAGCGAGGCUGAAACCGUGGUAGACGAAGACGAUGGCUCGGGGGAUGCAACGCUCGAGCUGAAGAGGUUAAUGGAGAGUCGGAAGCAGCGACAGAUGAUGAAAUCUCGGACUCCUCGUCACCACCGUUACUCCUCUGGCGGUGUCCGUGGUAACUCAAGGCACAUCAACUACAGCUCUUCCACCAAUAUAUCGCCGACAACUAUAACAGACCCCGAUGGGGCUACCCCUUCCAGCUCGCGGAGCGGCACAACGAGAUGCGUCUGUAACAAUCCGGAUAAUGACGGCUUCAUGAUCCAGUGCGAAUCUUGCGACAACUGGCUUCAUGCGGAGUGCGUCGGUAUUGAUCGUCGAGGCCUUCCUCCCGUAUAUAUUUGUGCCUUCUGUGCCAAUACUCCGAACAUGCGUGGUGGCCGUCUUCGCGAGACCGCCAAAGCGAACCCUACUACACACAUGGGCUCUUCUCCAUUAGCACACAAAUCGUUCAAGUCUUUUCGAUGA
Messenger RNA from Venustampulla echinocandica, 2232 nucleotides. RefSeq names its product FYVE zinc finger. The transcript has 4 exons. The record is from RefSeq and is a predicted model, not a curated record. NCBI's taxonomy places the organism in Eukaryota, Fungi, Ascomycota, Leotiomycetes, Helotiales, Pleuroascaceae. The coding region runs from base 1 to 2232 and encodes 743 amino acids.